This is a messenger RNA of Myotis myotis, 2815 nucleotides long. It is a transcript of the gene CRAT, whose product is annotated as carnitine O-acetyltransferase. Bases 385 to 2265 code for a protein of 626 amino acids. Gene Ontology annotation, molecular function: carnitine O-acetyltransferase activity. The transcript is spliced from 15 exons. Lineage: Eukaryota; Metazoa; Chordata; Mammalia; Chiroptera; Vespertilionidae. Gene Ontology annotation, biological process: carnitine metabolic process, CoA-linked. The record is from RefSeq and is a predicted model, not a curated record. Gene Ontology annotation, cellular component: peroxisome.
AUCAUUCAAACAGACAUGCCAGGCCCAGAGAACUGACAGUCCCGUCCACUGGCUCCUGGCCUAGAGGCUCUUCCAGGACCUCAGGGCUCCACCUCACUCUUGCCACCUGAGCUGUGUCCCCAUCCCUCAAACAGCCUCUGGGUCACCCUCCGGGACCUACUGGGUGAUCUGCUGCUUUACUGCUGGAGAAACUGAGGCGAGGAGAGACUUGGCCAGAAUCCCCUCGACCUGGCGACUCACAUCUAGUCCAACCCCAGAGCCAGCGUCCUUUGCCCAGGCAAGUGGCUGCCUCUUGCUAGGUUCCGCUCGCCCACUGGGUAGCACAGUUAGGCUUAGGCAUCCAGCCCAAGGCAGACAGACAGGGCUCAGAACCUCAGUCCUGCCAUGGAGGACGGGCAGCAGAAAGAGAAGGUGAAGCCGCUGGGCUUCCUCAAGCCCUCCUCCCUGACGAAGGUCGCCAGCCGCUUCAAGGCACACCAGGAGUCUCUGCCACGGCUGCCCGUGCCCCCGCUCCAGCAGACCCUGGACCAUUACCUGAAGACCCUGCAGCCCAUCGUGAGCGAGGAGGAAUGGGCCCACACCAAGAAGCUGGUGGAAGAGUUUCAGGCUGCAGGGGGUGUGGGAGAGCGCCUGCAGAAGGGGCUGGAGCGCAGGGCCAAGAAGAUGGAGAACUGGCUGUCCGAGUGGUGGCUCAAGACAGCCUACCUCCAGUUCCGCCAGCCCCUGGUCAUCUACUCCAGCCCCGGCCUCGUGCUGCCCAGGCAGGACUUUGUGGAUCUGCAGGGACAACUCCGGUUUGCUGCCAAAUUCAUCGAGGGUGUGCUGGAUUUCAAGGCCAUGGUUGACAACGAGACCCUUCCCGUGGAGUACCUGGGCGGGAAGCCGCUGUGCAUGAACCAGUACUAUCAGAUCCUGUCCUCCUGCCGCGUGCCAGGCCCCAAGCAGGACUCGGUCAUCAACUUCAGCAAGACCAAGAAGCCGCCCAUGCACAUCACAGUGGUGCACAACUACCAGUUCUUUGAGCUGGACGUGUACCACAGUGACGGGACGCCCCUCACCUCGGACCAGCUCUUCGUGCAGCUGGAGAAGAUCUGGAACUCGUCACUGCAGACCAACAAAGAGCCCGUGGGCAUCCUCACCUCCAACCACCGCAACUCCUGGGCCAAGGCCUACAACACCCUCAUCAAAGACAAGGUGAACCGGGAGUCGGUGCGCUCCAUCCAGAAGAGCAUCUUCACCGUGUGCCUGGACGCAGUCAUACCUCGGGUCUCAGAAGACAUGUACCGCAGCCAGGUGGCCGGCCAGAUGCUGCACGGGGGCGGCAGCAAGCUCAACAGCGGCAACCGCUGGUUCGACAAGACGCUGCAGUUCAUCGUGGCAGAAGAUGGCUCCUGUGGGCUCGUUUACGAGCACGCAGCAGCAGAGGGGCCGCCCAUCAUCUCCCUCGUGGACCACGUCAUCGAGUACACGAAGAAGGCUGAGGUCGUGCGGUCUCCCAUGGUACCCCUGCCCAUGCCCAAGAAGCUGCGGUUCAACAUCACCCCCGAAAUCAAGAACGACAUUGAGAAGGCCAAGCAGAAUCUUAGCAUCAUGAUCCAGGACCUGGACAUGAUUGUGACCGUGUUCCACCACUUCGGGAAGGACUUCCCCAAGUCAGAGAAGCUGAGCCCUGACGCCUUCAUCCAGAUGGCGCUGCAGCUGGCCUACUACAGGGUCUACGGGCAGGCAUGUGCCACGUACGAAAGCGCCUCCCUGCGCAUGUUUCACCUGGGCCGUACUGACACCAUCCGCUCAGCGUCCACGGAAUCACUGACCUUUGUCAAAGCCAUGGAUGACUCCAAUGUGACGGAGCAUCAGAAGGUGGAGCUGCUGCGGAAGGCCGUGGACGCCCACCGCGCCUACACCAACCGGGCCAUCCGCGGGGAGGCCUUGGACCGGCACCUGCUGGGCCUGAAGCUGCAGGCCAUCGAGGACCUGGUGAGCAUGCCUGACAUCUUCAUGGACACCUCCUACGCCAUCGCCAUGCACUUCAACCUCUCCACUAGCCAGGUCCCCUCCAAGACAGACUGUGUCAUGUUCUUUGGGCCUGUGGUCCCAGACGGCUAUGGCGUAUGCUAUAACCCCAUGGAGUCGCACAUCAACUUCUCGGUGUCGGCCUACAACAGCUGUGCCGAGACCAACGCUGCCCGCAUGGCGCACUACCUGGAGAAGGCGCUCCUGGACAUGCGCGAGCUGCUGCAGAGCCACCCCCGGGCCAAGCUCUGAGCCGUGCCCCCCCUGCCCCUGCCACAGCCAAACCACUUCAGAUGGGCCCCCCACCAGGGCUCCCCUUUGUCCCUCUCCCCCUGGGCCCCGCAGAUCUGACCAAGCCAGGGUGGACUCCCCCAGGGCCCGCAGGCCCACGCCCAGUGCCUUCCACGGGCCAUCCCCAGCUUCAUGGGCUGUGCUCAGAGGCUGAGCAGGACGGAGGCCCAGGCACCCCAUGUAUCGCCCAGAGCAGCCUUCCUCUGGGAAAGGAACCGGUCAACUCCAUCCCCACCAGUGAGCCUGGGAAGUCCUCUGACAGCUCAGCUCCGGCCAGUCCCUGCCAUCUGGGCUGAUCCGUACUCCAAUUCUCAAAGGCCUGAAGACAGGACUAUCUGGAGUGGGGGACUCCAGGCCUCCCCAUGGCUGAGGCCAGGGUGCGAGGCGGACUGGGGCCGGGGCAUCUCCCACAGGACUGCCGUACUCUUUUGGAGAAUAUGGCUGAACAAUGUUCCUGGUUGUAUAAUAGUAUCACGCGAGGUAAUUAAUAAAGGGAAAAUGUCUUGGUGAA